Messenger RNA from Gongylonema pulchrum, 846 nucleotides. NCBI's taxonomy places the organism in Eukaryota, Metazoa, Nematoda, Chromadorea, Rhabditida, Gongylonematidae. The record is from the annotation of a GenBank genome assembly.
GUGAUGGCGAACGAUGCUUGGGACGAAAUAAUGAGUGUGCAUUCGGCUCGAAAGCCUGUGCCCAGUGAGAAGGAUUCAUUCGUCAACGUACUCGGUCUUAGGCCGACUCGCGAAAAGCGUGCUGCCAUCUGCGCAUGUGCUCUUCAAGCAGCGAAUUGUCCAGCAGGACCGCCUGGACCACCUGGAGAACCCGGCCUACCGGGAGAACCAGGCGAACGUGGUUUGGAUGGAAAACCGGGACCUCCAGGUAUUGCUGUAACAACGGGAGCUGGCGCACGAGGAGGUUGCUUAGCGUGUCCACCAGGUCCAAUGGGACCACCUGGUGCUCCGGGACCAAUGGGUCCACCUGGCCCAGCUGGAGCACCUGGAGCAUCUGCUGCCGGCGGUGGAAUGGGACCACCAGGACCACCUGGACCGGCUGGAGAUGCAGGAGCGCCCGGCGGACCAGGACCAGCAGGACCAGCCGGAGCACCCGGAACACCAGGCACGUCGGGUGCUGGAUUGCCAGGACCAAAAGGACCACCAGGUCCAGCAGGAGCACCUGGUGACGCUGGAGCACCUGGUGCAGCAGCGGGCCCUGGGGUUGGCGGCCCUCCUGGACCUCCAGGACCACCUGGAAACCCAGGAACUGCUGGAGCCCCUGGCCUACCCGGAGCGCCUGGUAGCGCAGGUGUUCCUGGCAGCGAUGCAGCUUACUGCCCAUGCCCACCACGUUCAUCGCAGACGGUAGCAGUGAACGCGCCGGAACCAUCCUACCAGCAGGGUGGUUCGGAUGCUGCUGGUGGCUAUAAUCGACGACGUCAUCGGGUGCAUAAAUCGAGGAAAUUCGUCCAGAAGGUGCAGUAA